AUGGAGGAUCACGGCGCCGUCGUCAAGAUUGUUUCAUGGUUCUUGCUGAUCGUGUCAUCCGGGGCGGUGGCGGCCUGCCUUCUGACGAGCUGGCAUCUUCUCGGAAGGAAGAUCUUGGUUCUGACCCUUCUACUAAGUACGCUGCUCUCAUCCGCGAUCGCCGGGGCCACUGUCUCUCUUGCCGCCACCCGUGGCCUGGGCCGACCAAGGAUCGACGAAGACACCCCCAGAGACCAGCUCGCAGGUCUCCAGACAGCCAUCUACCUGACAGAGGUCUUCCAUGUCCUGACCCUCGGGGUGGGGAAGCUCUCCUUCAUCGCUCUCUUUUACAUGGUUCUGUCCGGGAGCGCGCUGAGGACCCUCACCCGAGCGAUUUUCGGCGUCGGGACGUUUCUCGUCCUCUGGACCUUUGCUAUGGUCGUCGCGGUCGCACUCCAGUGCCGUCCGCCUGAGGUUUGGAAUUUGAUGUCCGGGACAUGCUUGGACGUGACAGCCCUAUGGACCUACUACGGCGUCACGAACAUCAUCAUAGAAGCUCUCUUAUUUGCCGUCCCGAGUAUCCUCAUCUACCAGCUUCGCAUGCGCUUGCGCAGACGGUUGGUGGUAAUCGGAUGCUUGAGCGUUCGGACUCUAGACAUCCUUGUCUCCGCCGUUCAACUCCACUACGUCCACGGCUUCGAUCCCAGCCCUGCCCUACCCGUGGCGCUCUACCCAUGGAUGCUGUGCGGCCAGGUCCUGCAGACAGUCACCAUCGUGGCAGCGUGUGUGCCCUAUCUCCGCGAGUUCCUCGAGUCCUUCCCGAGCGGCAUGCUGAAGCCGGCUGGGGUAGAGCGCACGACAGGCUUGCGGUACGGGUCGGGGUCUACGCGGCUGUUGGAUAGUGAUUCGGGGCCGUCGCCGUAGUUACCACUGGAG
Aspergillus uvarum CBS 121591 is the source of this 915-nucleotide messenger RNA. RefSeq lists its product as uncharacterized. The coding region runs from base 1 to 903 and encodes 300 amino acids. The record is from RefSeq and is a predicted model, not a curated record. Lineage: Eukaryota; Fungi; Ascomycota; Eurotiomycetes; Eurotiales; Aspergillaceae. The transcript has 4 exons.